Messenger RNA from Drosophila sulfurigaster albostrigata, 5985 nucleotides. RefSeq lists its product as uncharacterized. The coding region runs from base 108 to 5804 and encodes 1898 amino acids. Gene Ontology annotation, cellular component: cytoplasm. The transcript has 12 exons. Gene Ontology annotation, molecular function: metalloaminopeptidase activity; zinc ion binding; peptide binding. The record is from RefSeq and is a predicted model, not a curated record. Gene Ontology annotation, biological process: proteolysis; peptide catabolic process. Lineage: Eukaryota; Metazoa; Arthropoda; Insecta; Diptera; Drosophilidae.
UGUAAUUAAAUGGAUGAUUGUAGAUUUGUCAUGCCUUCUUAUUUAUAUUAUUAUAAGUGAAUUCGCGCAGUUGACUUCAGUUACCUGUCGUCGCUCUAAACGUAAAUAUGUUAAAAAUGGACGCUAGGAUAUACACAAUACUUUUUUUACUCAUGGCAAUAAUUUCCAUGCUUAAUGGAUUAACGGCUAAAAAUGCGAUUAACUAUCGUCUUCCCAAAGCGCUUGUGCCCACGAACUAUAAAAUACAUUGGACUCCUCGUCUAGACAAAGGCUAUUUCGAUGGAAUGGCAGUGAUUCAAAUUAAAGUCAUCAAGCCUACCAGGCAAAUCAUUUUGCAUUCUAAUAAGCUAUUCAUCCGCAGUGUUUAUGUACCUGGCAAAAGAGUGGUUAAAUAUGAACUUGAUUCUGUCCGUGAGUUCCUGAUAAUUGAUUUGAAGGACAAAUUGUUGUCAAAAGAGACCAUAGAAUUGAUGUUAGGUUUUAAAGGAAAAACUCAAAACAAGCUAAGUGGAAUGUACACUAGCAGCUAUCAAACUUUGGACGGUCAGCAAAGGAAUAUGGUCACUACUAAAUUUGAGCCAACUUAUGCUCGUCAGGCCUUCCCCUGUUUCGAUGAGCCCGAUAUGAAGGCAACAUUCACCAUCAGUGUCUCUCAUCCCAGUGAAGGAUCGUACGAUGCUGUCUCCAAUAUGAACAAAAUUAAAUCGCUGAAAAUGGGUAAAAAUACAAUGGCUGUCUUUGCUACGAGCGUUCCAAUGAGCACAUAUUUGGCCUGUAUUAUUGUCUCAGAUUUUAAGAAAUUAAAUAGCACCGUUAAGGCCAAUGGCAUUGGAAACGACUUCCAGAUUGACGCAUAUGCCCAACCUCACCAGUUGAGCAAAGUGCAAUUCGCUCUGGAGAUUGGAACUGCUAUUACAGAGUACUACAUUCGGUACUUUAAAGUACCUUAUCCUCUGCCGAAGUUGGAUAUGGCUGCAAUUCCCGACUUUGCCGCGGGUGCAAUGGAACAUUGGGGUUUGGUGACAUAUCGCGAGUCUCUUCUCGUAUAUGAUGAGAAUUAUAGUUCCACGUGGAACAAACAAUAUACAGCUAGCAUUUUGGCUCACGAAAUUACUCACCAAUGGUUUGGCAAUCUUGUUACUAUGAAGUGGUGGAACGAUAUUUGGCUAAAUGAGGGAUUUGCUAAUUUCAUGCAGUGGAAGGGAGUCAAUUCUGUUUAUCCGGAUUGGGAAAUGCUGGAUCAAUUCAUAACAGAGGAACUGCAUCCAGUGCUGAUAAUCGAUUCCAAACUCUCAUCACAUCCAAUAGUUCAAAGGGCUGAAUCCCCUGAUCAGAUCAUAGCUCUCUUUGAUACCAUUACUUACAACAAGGCUGGCUCAAUCCUGCGAAUGUUAGAGAACCUUGUAGGCUCUGAGAAAUUCGAGAAAGCAGUUAAGAAUUACUUGAUUAAAUUCAAGUAUGGCAAUACGGUGACCGAUGACUUCUUGACCGAAGUGGCUGCUUUGGUCGACGAUUUUGAUGUAAAGCAUUUGAUGCGUACAUGGACCGAGCAGAUGGGUUAUCCAGUGCUCUAUGUGUCCCGCUCCUUUGCAGGUUUUACCAUCACACAACAGCGAUUUCUUUCAAACAAGGAGAGCUAUAACGAAGCAGCAGAGCCAAGUGAAUUUAACUACAAAUGGACCAUUCCAGUUAAAUAUACACUGGAAAAUUUUGCGAGUGAUAAAGUCCAGAGCAUGAUCUUUCAUUAUGAUCAAGACUCUGUAGCUAUUGCAACGUACAGAAAAGUUAAAUGGAUCAAGCUAAAUGUGCAUCAGUAUGGGUAUUAUCGCGUCAACUAUGAGAACAGUCUUUGGGAUCAAAUCAUUAAUCAACUUUAUGAUAAACACACUCGCUUUCAUACUACCGAUCGUGCGAAUCUGCUGGAUGAUGCCUUCAGCUUGGCUGAUGCCAGUCAAGUGUCUUACAAUGUACCCCUAAGGAUGUUAUCUUAUCUGGUACGAGAAAAGGACUUUAUGCCUUGGUAUGUGGCUGUCGCUAAGCUGCAGAACUUAAAGAAUAUCCUGUUCACUACAGAUAUUUAUAACCGCGUCGUCAAAUAUGCGCGUAGUCUUCUCGUUAAUGUCUACCCAGAAGUGGGAUGGACUGUGGAGGAGAACAACCAUUUGAGAAAUCGCCUGCGAGUUUCCGUGCUGACUGCAGCCUGCUCUUUAGGCCUUCCUGAUUGUCUUAGUCAAGCAGCUCAGCGUUUCACCACUUGGCUCAAUAAUCCAACUGCUGCCAAUCGACCAGCUCCUGAUCUGCGUGAGGUCGUCUACUACUACGGAAUGCAGCAGUCGAGUAGCGAGUCAAACUGGGAGAAGCUUUUGAAGAUUUUCAAGGCUGAAACCGAUGCCAGUGAAAAGACGAAGCUUAUGUAUGGUCUUUCCGGUGUGCGGGAUGUUAAGCUGCUUCAUCGCUUUCUUGUACUGGCUACAAAUGAAAGCAUUAUACGGAGACAUGAGUAUUUCAAUUGCCUUGAAGCUGUUACCGCCAAUCCCGUCGGUGGGCCAAUUGCCUGGAAUUACUACCGGAAUAAAUGGCCGCAACUGGUAAAGCGCUUUGGACUACAUGAUCGCCGAAUGGGCACUGUAAUUGCCAAAAUUACUGACCGCUUCUCAACUAACGUGAAGUUGGAGGAGGUGCAACAGUUCUUUAAGAAAUAUCCGGAGGCUGGAGCUGGUGCCAGAUCUCGUCAGGAGGCCAUCGAAACCAUCAAGUACAAUAUUAAAUGGCUGCAGGAAAAUUAUGCACCUAUAAAAAAUUGGGUGACGGAGCAAUCUUCUUCAAAGAAUCAUACAAAUAAUUCAAAUUUUAUAUUGCCGAAGAAAUCUUCUUCAAAGAAUCAUACAAAUAAUUCAAAUUUUAUAUUGCCGAAGAAAUCUUCUUCAAAGAAUCAUGCAAAUAAUUCAAAUUUUAUAAUUGCAUGGAUAAGGGAAAGUAUUGAAAUACUUAUCCAACUAUAUGAUCUUUGGUCCAAAUUAUACUCAAACUAUGUGCAUAGCGUUCAGUUGCCAUUCGUUGCUCCAACCGUUAAGAUGUUAAUUUCAGACAAUUGGCUACGCGCGAUAUUAUUUUUCAUCGUCGCAACAUUGGCUGUGCUCAACGGAGUGACAGCUGAUGAUGACGUGAUUGAUUAUCGCCUGCCCUCGGCUGUUGUACCCACGCACUACACAUUGUAUCUGCACCCUGAAUUAGACACUGGCAAUUUCACAGGCCAGGAACUGAUUAGUAUCAAAGUUGUCGAAGCAACGAAGCAAAUCAUUUUGCAUUCGAACAAACUUACCAUCACCAGUGUUUAUGUGCAGUGUGUGUUUACGUGCCCAGAAGUUGACAAAUAUGAACUUGAUCCUGUGCGUGAAUUCCUUAUCAUCGAUUUGGCUGAGGAGCUUACAGUGGAUGCUACCAUUACUCUGGGAAUAGUGUUUGAAGGAGAAUCCCAAAAUAAGCUUGUCGGAUUGUAUAGCAGCAGCUAUCAAACGCCGGCUGGUCAGCAAAGGAAAAUUGCCACCACGAAAUUCGAGCCAACUUAUGCACGCCAGGCCUUCCCCUGUUUCGAUGAACCUGAAAUGAAGGCAACAUUCAACAUCAGCGUCGUUCAUCCCAGUGAAGGCUCCUACGAUGCUGUCUCUAAUAUGAACAAAAUAGAAACGCAGAAUUUGGGUGAAAAUACAAUGGCCACCUUUGGAAUGAGCGUUCCAAUGAGCACAUAUCUGGCCUGUAUUAUUGUCUCAGAUUUCGAGAAAAAAACGAGCACAGUCAGGGCAAAUGGAAUUGGUGAGGAUUUCGAGAUGGGUGCAUAUGCCACACCUCAUCAGCUGAGCAAAGUAGAUUUUGCCCUGGAUUUUGGAGUUGCUGUCACAGAGUACUACAUUCAAUACUUUAAAGUACCUUAUCCUCUACCCAAGUUGGAUAUGGCUGCAAUUCCCGACUUUGCUUCGAGUGCAAUGGAACACUGGGGUUUGGUAACCUACCGCGAGACAGCUCUGCUAUAUGACGAUGACUACAGCUCUACGGCAAACAAACAGUCUAUCGCUGGAACCUUGGCUCAUGAAAUUACCCACCAAUGGUUCGGUAAUCUUGUUACCAUGAAGUGGUGGAACGAUCUCUGGCUAAAUGAGGGAUUUGCUCGGUUUAUGCAGUACAAAGGAGUGAACGCCGUUUAUCCAGACUGGGGAAUGUUGGAACAAUUCCAAAUCUUGUCAAUGCAUUCAGUGCUGAUCUUCGACGCCAAGCUCUCAUCACACCCUAUCGUUCAAAAGGUCGAGUCACCUGAUGAGAUUACUGCAAUUUUCGAUACGAUUAGCUAUGACAAAGCUGGCUCCAUUCUUCGUAUGCUGGAGAACCUUGUGGGCUCUGAGAAAUUCGAGGAAGCAGUUACGAAUUACUUGAUUAAAUUCAAGUAUGGCAAUACGGUCACUGAUGACUUUUUGACUGAAGUAGCUGCUGUAUUCAGCGACUUAGAUGUUAAGCAAUUGAUGCGCACAUGGACCGAGCAGAUGGGUUACCCAGUGCUUAAUGUAUCCCGUUCUGAUGCAGGUUUUACAAUCACACAACAACGAUUCCUCUCAAAUAAGGAGAGCUAUAACGAAGAAGCAGAGGCUAGUGAAUUCAACUACAAGUGGAGCGUUCCGGUGACAUAUAUCCUAGAUACCUUUGCCAGUGGUGAAGUCGAGGACCUGAUCUUCCAAUAUGACCAAGACUCUGUACCUAUUACAGCUUCCAGCGAUGUUAAAUGGAUCAAGUUGAAUGUGCAUCAGACUGGUUACUAUCGUGUGAACUACGACAGCAUCCUAUGGGAGGUAAUCAAUAAUCAACUUAUCGAAGAUCCCUCUCGUUUCGAUAUUGCCGAUCGUGCGCAUCUGUUGAAUGAUGCAUUUGCCCUCGCCGAUGCCAGUCAAUUAGCCUACAGCGUACCUCUGGAAAUGACAUCUUACCUGGCACAGGAGACGGACUUUGUGCCAUGGUAUGUGGCUGCCUCUAAGCUGCAGUCUUUGAAGAGUAGCCUGCAGUACACCGAUAGUUAUUCUUCGUACUUAACUUAUGCGCGUUCUAUUCUUGCUAAUGUCUACUCGGAAGUGGGCUGGACUGUAGAUGCGGACAACCAUUUGAGAAACCGCCUGCGAGUUUCUGUGCUGACUGCAGCUUGUUCUUUGAGACUUCCCGAUUGUCUUAGUCAAGCAGCUCAGCGUUUCACCACCUGGGUUCAGAAUCCCACUGCUGCCAACCGGCCAUCUCCUGAUCUACGCGAGGUCGUCUACUAUUACGGAAUGCAGCAGUCGAGUAGCGAGUCAAACUGGGAGAAGCUUUUGGAGAUUUUCAAGGCUGAAACUGAUGCCAGCGAGAAGUUGAAGCUUAUGUAUGGUCUUUCCGGUGUGCAGGAUGCUCAGCUGCUUUAUCGUUUCCUUGAACUGGCCACAGAUGAGAGUAUCGUUCGAAGCCAGGACUACUUCACCUGCGUUCAAUACAUUGCCGGCAAUCCUGUGGGAGCACCGAUCGUCUGGGAAUACUACCGGGAACAAUGGCCUCAGUUGGUAGAGCGCUUUGGACUUAAUGAUCGGACUUUGGGCAGACUUAUUGCUAGCAUUACAGCGAACUUUGCAAGUGAGGUGAAGUUGGAAGAGGUGCAAUACUUCUUUAGCAAAUAUCCAGAGUCUGGAGCUGGUGCCAGUUCUCGUUUGCAGGCAAUUGAAACCAUUAAGUACAACAUUAAUUGGCUGCAAGAAAAUAGCGAUGAAAUUACUACAUGGCUAAGUGGAAAACUAUAAAAUACGAAAUUAAAAGUAAAUAUUGAAAAAUAAAUACACUUUGCCUUAGGCAAUCGUCUUUACUCCACGUCCACUGUAAACUGUGGCUUACUUUACAUUUUUAAUUAGACAUGCAAAUAAAUGUGUUAUGGUUAAUUUUUGUAAUUUUAUAGCAGAACAACACUGUUUUGUUAAAAGAAAA